This is a messenger RNA of Dichotomopilus funicola, 882 nucleotides long. Its product is annotated as 40S ribosomal protein S0. The transcript is spliced from 5 exons. Gene Ontology annotation, biological process: cytoplasmic translation; ribosomal small subunit assembly. The coding region runs from base 1 to 882 and encodes 293 amino acids. The record is from RefSeq and is a predicted model, not a curated record. NCBI's taxonomy places the organism in Eukaryota, Fungi, Ascomycota, Sordariomycetes, Sordariales, Chaetomiaceae. Gene Ontology annotation, cellular component: cytosolic small ribosomal subunit; 90S preribosome; ribosome. Gene Ontology annotation, molecular function: structural constituent of ribosome.
AUGGCGCCUGCUAACCUCCCCUCCAUCUUCAAUGCCACGAGCACUGACAUUGAGCAGCUCCUCGCUGCUCAGUGCCACAUUGGCUCCAAGAACUUGGGCGUGCACAUGCAGCCCUACCUCUGGAAGACCCGUGCCGACGGUGUCAACGUCAUCAACAUCGGCAAGACCUGGGAGAAGAUCACCCUCGCCGCCCGCAUCAUCGCCGCCAUUGACAACCCGAGCGAUGUGUGCGUGAUCUCGGCCCGUCCCUACGGCCAGCGUGCCGUCCUCAAGUUCGCCGCCCACACCGGCGCCCAGGCGAUUGCCGGUCGCUUCACCCCCGGUUCCUUCACCAACUACAUCACCCGUUCGUUCAAGGAGCCCCGCCUGAUCAUCGUCACCGACCCCCGCACCGACGCCCAGGCCAUCAAGGAGGCCUCGUACGUCAACAUCCCGGUCAUCGCCCUCGUCGACACCGACUCGCCGACCGAGUACGUCGAUGUUGCCAUCCCCACCAACAACAAGGGUCGCCACUCCAUCGGUCUCGUCUGGUGGAUGCUUGCCCGUGAGGUCCUCCGUCUCCGCGGCACCAUCUACAACCGCGAGACUCCCUGGGACGUCAUGCCGGAUCUGUACUUCUACCGCGACCCUGAGGCCGAGGCCGAGGAGAAGGUCGAGGAGGAGAAGCUCCCGGGUGUUGAAGAGGAGGGCGCCGUUGCCAUCGAGUCCGGCUUCCAGGCCGGUGCUGGUGACUGGGAGGCUGCCCCCGCUGGCUUCCCCGCUGCCGCUACCGGCGAGUGGAGCGAGAACCAGCCCGCCAACUGGGAGUCCGGCGCUGCUGCCCCCGCCGCUUCCACCGAGUGGGCUGAUGCUGCUCCCAAGGACGCGGCCGCCGGCUGGUAA